AUGGUCGUCGUCAAAGCCGCUGCUACCAAACAGGCUGGAGCCAAAUAUGGAAUUGCCUUUUCCCGAAAAACACCCGAUUCUCCACUCAUGAUUCGAACAAUCCGCGACGAGUCUCCGUUUGCGGGGAAAGGUUUGGAGCCAGGAAUGAUUGUCACCAAGGUGAAUGGGGAAGAAAUGACUUGGUUGGGUCCAAGAGACGCUGCCAAAGUCUUGCAAAAGGCUCAAGUAGGCGCGACAAUGCAGGUCGAAGCGGCCACUCUCUUCAAGGCGGCUGGCAAGAAACCCAAACGCAAAACCAAAUGUGGCAUCUGGCUCAAGAAUUCCACCAAAGUACCAGGUCUCUUUAUCUCCCAGAUUAACGGAGACAGUAUCUUUGCUGGAUCCUCUCUGGAGACGGGCAUGAAAGUCAUCCAAUUGAACGGAACAUCGUGUCAUGACGAUAUGAAGUUUCACGAAGCCUUGGAAUUAUUGAAAAAGGCUAGCGGACAAGUGGAAAUUGUGGCCGCGGAUACUCCCUACAAGGGAAAAAUGAAGGGUGCCAGUGGAGGAAUACCGGGGUUGUCGCCUCUGUCCGACUCGGAGGACGAAUUGGACCGAAAGCCCUUGUUGGAUCGAUUAUUCCCAAUGCUAGUGGAUUUAUAG
Messenger RNA from Cylindrotheca closterium, 642 nucleotides. The record is from the annotation of a GenBank genome assembly. Lineage: Eukaryota; Bacillariophyta; Bacillariophyceae; Bacillariales; Bacillariaceae.